GCGCGUCCGUCAUUUUGUCAUAACCUCUAUUGUGACGUGAUGUGAGCAGAGUGGGUCCUUCGUAAAUCUAGGGAAAAAUUAAAGGGACUUUCUUGCAUUUUUCUAAACGUAUGACAAAAUCUAAAGGGAUGAUAUCAAGUUGGAACGCGAAGGAGUUAGCUGCUGCCGCAAAUUGGUCUAGACAAUAUCAACCAGCAGCACCAGGUAACAGUAAUGAAAAUCACGAGGAUGCAGAGUCAAAUGAGGGAUCAAAACAGUCAGAGACACCAGAAUGGGAAAGAGCAAGGCAAGCGUUAGCCAAAGUGAACCCACAGAUUUCUAACUCACUAGUGAAGUCUUCACCCAAAGCUAACAAUAGCAAUCCUGGUGCUAUGACUUCCUCGAUUCAGCAGCAGCCAAUGAUGUACCAACAGUACUAUCAACAGUAUUACCCACCAUGGAGUGGCUACAACUAUCAGUACCCCUAUCCUGGGUACUUACCAGCUUACCCUAUGCCCCCUUCACAACCAAGUGUACCUCCACCUCCACCCUACCAACCAUCACCUCCUUCAGUACUGUCAUCAACAGCAAGCAGCGUAAACUCAACUGAGAACAUAAACACAACACCAACUGAACAAACAAGUGACCAGAACACCUUAAAUGAGCAUAAAAAACCCAGUACUUAUCAGCCAAGACAGCCUUGGCAAGCUAGAAAUCAGCAUCAUCCUCCAUUUUCACAUCAAAAUGAAAAGGAGGAAAAUGACAGAGAACAAGGAAGCAGGCAUACUUUUGUACCCCGGCAGCAACGUAGUUCUCAUGCUGAUGCUUUGAAGCAGCAAAAUGAUGAGAACAGCAACAGAGAGCAGGGAAGCAGGCAUACUUUUGUGCCACAGCAACAACGAACUUCCUAUGCUGAUGCUUUGAAGAAUCAAAAUGAUGAAAACAGCAACAAUAAUAGACAGCCAUUUUGGAAACAGUCUAAUCAGCAAAAGUGGAACCCAGGUGGAAGUUUAAAUAAUAAUAGCUUUUCUUCACCAAAUACAAAGAAGUUUAGACCAUCAGUUGAGAGAAGGGAAAGUCUUUCACAAGAUGAACACUCGAGACCUUCACCUUGGACAGAGCCAACAAAACCAAGAAGUCCAGGAAGGAAGCAGCAACGGCAGCAACAACAAGAGCAGCAGCACUUGAGAAAACCAGAGAGAGAAAAAUCUCCACCUAAAGAGGAUACAAGAGAUGAAGCUUCACUUCCAGCACAAAAGUGGCCACCAAGUUUAAGGGACUAUGUGCAGAGAGCAUUUGAGAAGUGCGAAACAGAAUCUGAUAAAGAUCAAACAGAACAGUUCCUGAAGAAUAUGCUGGCUUCAGCCUUCAGAAAUGGCACUGCUUGGGUAGUUGACUGGAACAAAGAACCUUUGCCUAGUCUGAGAAGGUCACCCCCAGAGGGUAAAAAGCUCCCUAGAUGGCAUCCUUCAAGGAGGAGGUCACCACCUACCACUCGGAGAGAAAGAAGAAGAGAAAGGAGCAGGAGUUUAUCACCUUCAAGAAGUGGCAGUAGGAGUAGGAGCAGGAGCAGGAGCAGGAGCAGCAGUAGGAGUAGAAGUAGAAGUGUUAGUCCUGAUAGCAAAACAAGGUUGAAAGGAUUUGAUCCUAAACGACUUGGAAAGAAAUUGCCUAAAACUAAGGGAAAGGGAGGAAAAGCUCAGAAGGGGAAGAAGAAUGCAAAAGGGCCACAAAUAGCAAAUUACAAUGCUACUGCUGACCCUAAAGCUCAAGAAAAGAUACAAAAACGGGCAGAGAGAUUCAAGUCGACUUUAGCUCCUCAACAAGCCACACCAACUCGUAUUUUAAACACCAUCCAUUCUUUGUCGUUUGGUGAAGAUGGUGAAGAAAUGGAUUGGAGCAAAUACCACACAGUUGGAACAUGUGAAGACUUAGAAAAACCCUACCUCAGGCUUACUUCGGCACCAGACCCCUCCACUGUCCGUCCAGUUGAAGUACUUGGCAAAUCUAUGGAAAUGAUAAAAAGCCAUUGGAAAGAAAAGCAAGACUACACUUAUGUUUGUGAGCAACUCAAGUCUGUCCGUCAGGAUCUGACUGUGCAAGGGAUUAGAGAUGCCUUCACCGUAAAAGUCUAUGAAACUCAUGCUAGGAUAGCCUUAGAGAAGGGAGAUAGAGAGGAGUUCAACCAGUGUCAGACACAGCUCAAAGCCUUGUAUGCUGAAAAUUUGCCGGGAAAUGUUGUAGAGUUUACUGCCUAUAGACUGCUUUAUUAUAUUCUCACCAAAAAUACUCUGGAUCUGACAACAGCCUUGGCUCAUCUAACAAAAGAAGAGAAAGCGGACCCGGCAAUAAAACACGCAUUAUUAAUACGUUCAGCUUGGGCUCUGUCUAAUUAUCACACUUUUUUCCAGCUCUACUUGAAUGCACCCAACAUGUCGGGCUAUCUAUUAGAUCUCUUUGUACAGCGCGAGAGAGUCCAAGCUCUGAAGGCCAUGAUCAAAUCAUACCGUCCCACAAUACCUGCCUCCUUCGUUGAAUCCGAGUUAGGUUUCAUUGAAGAAGGAGAGUGUCUCAAGUUCUUACAAGAUCUAGGCGUUGUCCUCACCGCAGAUGAAACCAAGGUCGACUGCAAGCUCUCCCAGGGAGUCCUGACAGCGAGCUGACCCGUCCUGUUCCGCGCCAACUCGUCCCGUCAAGUCUUGGAUUAGUUAGGAAAAAGCAAAUUUGAUUUUUAGGCGAAUAUGCAGUAGGCACUCUAUAAAUUUAAGCCCACUUCAUAUUUGCCACCAGGUGUUUCUGUUGGUAUAGGAAAAUGUAGGUUUUCUUUUAACUUAAUUAUUCUGUAAAUCUUUCAAGAAUUCCGUGAGAACUCGCUGAAAGCUUUGAAGCGAGUAUAUUGAUUAACACAUCAUCCGUAAGUAUUGUAUCGUAGUAUUUGCUGGCUGUCCAGUAUGUCAAGAGAUUGGUUACGUACCGUGUGUGCAGGUUGCUGAUGUUGCUGUUCCCUGACUGCACUCGUUUGUCAGACUUUGUCUCUUUCAGGCCACAACAAGCAAGACUGGAAAUAAUCUACCUCAAGACUGGUCUGUAUAUCAAGUUCAAGAAAAUUAAUUAUUCAAAAGAUGUGUAUUUAUAAACUGUUUCUUAAAUAAAUAUGAGGUUUGUACGUAUCAGCUGUAA
Messenger RNA from Stylophora pistillata, 3159 nucleotides. Its product is annotated as leukocyte receptor cluster member 8. NCBI's taxonomy places the organism in Eukaryota, Metazoa, Cnidaria, Anthozoa, Scleractinia, Pocilloporidae. The record is from RefSeq and is a predicted model, not a curated record. Gene Ontology annotation, cellular component: nucleus.